ACUGUUUACUUCAGGGCCCAUUAUGUAAUACAAGAGGUAUAGUUUAUGAAGAUCAAUAUUAUUUAUUGCCUCACUGAUAGGGAUCAUCGGACAAUUUACGUUGGUGACAGUAGAGGACGUGUCUUUAGUUGGAGUGUAACUGACCAGCCAGGGCGAGCUGUGGCUGAUCACUGGGUUAAGGAUGAAGGAGGUGAGAACUGUGUUGAUUGUGGAGUUCGCUUCUCCUUCGCAGAACGUCGACAUCAUUGUCGAAACUGUGGACAGUUGUUUUGUUCACGAUGCAGUCGUUUUGAGUCACAAAUUAACCGAUUGAGGAUUUUGAGGCCAGUUAGAGUGUGCCAAGCUUGUUUUAACAUUCUCAGAGCUCAACAAAUGUCAGAAGCUCUUGAAGUAUCGUCAUGAGAAUUCGGCUUGUUCACAUACCCAUUCGCACGAAGAGCCGAUAGAGUGGUUUAGUUUCAUUCCAGACUCCAAAGCUUUAAGAAUAAACCAGGAAAUUUGUUUGUCUGAUUUUAUAGUCUACCUGACUUCCUUGUACAGGGGUUUUUAUUGAUUGAAUGUAAAUAUCUUAUUAUUUGUUAGAAAUAUGUUUGUGGGGUACUUCUAAAACAAAUAUUUAGUAGACUUGAAAUAGGAAAUGGUUUAAACACCUGCAAAUAAAACGAAUUGAUGAUUGUUUAAAAAAAAAAAGUAAAUUAUUAAGAACUUUGGAACACUUAAGUAUUACUGUAUUAAACGUGUAUAGUAUAUGUGCUGUUACGUUGCUGAACGGCAAUUUUCUAGUCUGUGGUAUAUAUACUUUAUGUGGGAAAUAAUAUGUUAACACUAGUAAAGUUAGCAUUUUGGUAUAGUGGAAACUUUUAGUAUAAAAAAAAAAAAAUCGUGUCUGUUUAAUUUGAAUAAAAUUGGUUGGAGGGCACGUUUGCAGCCAGAAUAUGUGGUUUCUAAGUGCAAAAGCCGAGAUUAUGAGUAAUAUUAUUUGGUGUUUGGUUAAACCACUGAUUAGAAGGAGUAGAUGUUAACCAUUUGUUCCAUUUAGACCAUACUCGCAGUAUAAAGUUACUCGUAUAUUUUGUUGUAGAGGAUAUGAAAUAAAACCAGAAAAAUUCUUAAUUCA
Molecule: messenger RNA, 1117 nt
Organism: Limulus polyphemus (Atlantic horseshoe crab)
Lineage: Eukaryota; Metazoa; Arthropoda; Merostomata; Xiphosura; Limulidae
Product: WD repeat and FYVE domain-containing protein 3-like
Exons: 2
Coding region: 46-402 (118 amino acids)
Molecular function (GO): metal ion binding
Source: RefSeq, a predicted model, not a curated record